Messenger RNA from Mizuhopecten yessoensis (Yesso scallop), 709 nucleotides. RefSeq lists its product as uncharacterized. The transcript is spliced from 3 exons. Lineage: Eukaryota; Metazoa; Mollusca; Bivalvia; Pectinida; Pectinidae. The coding region runs from base 244 to 675 and encodes 143 amino acids. The record is from RefSeq and is a predicted model, not a curated record.
AAUUUUUUUUUCUCAAUUUUUUUGGUUGUUGCUGUGGUAAACCGACAGUAGAUCUACCGGAGUACCACUGCAAAGAUUUUUUUGGGGGUUUCCGGAAACCCCCCUAGCAUUUUUUUUUUUUUUGCCAACCGAUGUUGCCGUCCCGGAGUAGAACACUGGCAGCAUCAAGAGUUAUUGCCCUUCGAAAGAAACUCUUCAUUUACUGAACAGGGAACCGCCAUAUUUGAUUUUGUUAUUUGCAAAAUGGUACGUAGUCGGCAGAAGUUUUCCAGCAAAGAUGCGAAAGGCGUAUCGGCGAUCACCAAUUUUUUCAGACAAACAGAUCAUACAGCAUCCUUAUGUCAUCCCGAAGAAAGUCGAACGUCGCGUACGUCAGAAACACCAGACAUUGACACAUCAGACACCUCCUCAUGUCAGCCAGAAUCAGCUUGUAUGCUGGAUUCCUUCAACUGCCCUGGGUCUAUAAUUACCACGACAGAAGUCAGCAAUAUCCCAUCAGCCUCAUCAGGUUUUGGUAUUACCAGUGUUGAAGCUACCAGCGUAUGUGAUGGCAGUGACCGGGAUUUGUUUAAAUACAUAAACAGAGUUUUAAGUAGAGAGGACAUAUAUUUAUUGUUGUCUUGUGUAGUGUUUUUAUUGAGGUCUUUUAAAAAUAUUAAUUGGUUUCUUGUGUAGAGUAUUUAUUGAGGUCUUGUUAAAAUGUUUAUUG